CGGGCAGGGCAACAGACACUUCACGUAAGCCGCAGUUCUUGACGGUACUUCUGCCGGGUAUAAUGGACAAGAUGAGGAUCCCUGAUAAGUUUGUACGAGACUACAUCACUGGAGAGAACCUGAACAGCAACAUGGCUAUCAUCUUAAGUCCCCUCGGCAAAUCUUGGCGCGUCGAGCUCGACAAGGAUCAAUCGGGCGUGUUUUUAGGGGGUGGAUGGCUACAAUUCUUGUCAUUCCAUGGUAUCUCUCGGGGCGACGUCGUGAUCUUCAGGUAUGAGGGAAACCUGGUGUUCAAAAUCAGUGUUUUUGGGCCCAAUGGACGCCAGAAAGAUUUCAAGGCAAAGGGCAUCAGCAUUUAUCAAGGUACUGGAGAGCAACAGGAAGCACCUUCUUUUUCUAGAAGGAAAUGUAAUAACAAGAAGAAGAGUAGAUUUGGUGAAGAUGAUGGAAACCAACAGGAAAUGCCUUGCAGUAGAAAGGGCAGCGGCAACAAAGGGAGAACAAGUGACAGAGAAACAAAAAGGAUGAGAAAAACCAGAUCUGUCUACGAGAUUGGACCGCGCUCUUGGAUAAAGAAGGAGAUCAAUGAAUAUGUUCUUGAAAGAUGCAUUCUCUCUCUCGCAAGGACCUUCUGCGAGUCGAUCGGUCUCGUAGAGGAGAGCAGCAUCACGCUGAUGAUGAUCGACACGACAUCAACGCAAGGAGAUCAAGGAGGAAGCAGCAGCAGCAGCAGAUCAUGGGAGGUGACCGGGCGUCGGUACAAGGACGCCUGCUACCUGCUGGGAGCCGGCUGGAGGAGGUUCUGCGAGGACAACGGCGUCAGGUCCGGCGACGUCUGCGUCUUCACCGUCCUCGACACCACCCUGUGGCGCGUCGACAUCGAGCGUUGCUGAUCUCAUACCACUGCUAUAUUUAUACUUCUUCCUUUCUGCGAUAUCUAAUAAACUUUUCCGUGGUUUGUCUUUCAGCUUAUGAGCAGAUACCAGAUUUUGAAUUUUAGAACUUAAUUUUGAUUUUUUUAUUAUGGUUUUAUUUUUGCAGUAUUGGCUUUUUAAAU
Molecule: messenger RNA, 1057 nt
Organism: Oryza sativa Japonica Group (Japanese rice)
Lineage: Eukaryota; Viridiplantae; Streptophyta; Magnoliopsida; Poales; Poaceae
Product: putative B3 domain-containing protein Os04g0346900
Molecular function (GO): DNA binding
Source: RefSeq, a predicted model, not a curated record